AUGCCCGCCAAAUCAGCAAAGGGACGCGGACGCAGACGCAGACGGCAUACCUGGGCCAAAGGAAGCAAACUCAUGUUCCUCGAAAGCUUCAAGGACGAGUAUCUCGCGACUGCGGACCCUGGAGGGGUCUAUACCAAGGUCACGGCCCUGUACUUGGAGAAGUACGGAUACGACCUUCCUCAUGAUGCCGUACCAUCGGACACGCUUCCCGCUAUUCCCAGUAUUGAUGACCUGCCAUACGCGGAACAGUUGGCCGAGCAGGAGCGUCGCGAAGACAUCAAAGCACAAAUGCGGCUGCGAAUCGGAAACUGGCUUCGCCACCGCUACAAACAAAAACAGACGGACCAGGACAUGAUUUUGGAAGUACUUCAGACGAUGUCGACCUUAUCUGCUCAGCGCCCACACCGUCGAACCCCAAUGAGCAUAUACUGGGCCGAGAACUAUGCGGUACGGCUUCGCAAAGACUUCGAGGUUAUCUGGAACAAGGCGAAGGACAAGGCCUCACCUGAUGCGCGUAUAUCCAUGUGUACAGCAUAUGUGACUGCCAGAUACGCGGCCGAGACUCCUGCUUUCAGGAAGGAGCUUGAAGAGAGGGCGGAUAGGGAGUAUGCUGAAGCUUUAGAAGCGUACAACAAUCGAAAUGUUGUUGAUGGCAGCCCUGAAGCAUUGCAUCAAGUUUGGGAAGAAGCAGAUAGCUUCCUCCAUGUGUUUGUGGAUGCAAUCGCGAAAAAGUUUGGCAUGAGCGUGUCGCUGCUAUUAGUCGGACCUCUUGGCGCGGAACAAGGGAAGAUAAGCAUGCGAAGCGCGCAUUCGAGCAAUCCUGGCAGUAUGACAAACCUCAUCUGGCCCGAGUUUGACAAACAAGGGUUCAGAAAUGUGCAAGCUUCACUCAUCAAAUAUGGCGAAUCAGUCUUCUCUCCUGCAGAAUGCAAGCGGCGUAUCAUCUCGGUUAGCUCAGAGACAGAAGCCGAUGAAGGCCUAUCGAUAUCACUGCCAGAUACUGCGCCCCCCUCACCACCUGUCGAAGAACCCGAAGAAAGGCUUUCUGACAGCGACCAAACUCUAGAUGGGAAGGGGCUGUACCAUAUGGAUGGCACGCAGGUGGGUGCUGCACCUGGAGCCGGAACGUUCACCCAACUCCUUGGGGGCUUUUGGGACGACCCAGCAAACUAUGAGGAUCUAGGAAACUUCGCGUUCAUGCAGUCACAGAUACCAGUACCAUCUCCGUCUACGCAGCCACCACUUCCCGUGCAAUUUUUCCAACCACCUACAGUUCCUCAGCAAACGGAAAUAGCGCCAAUAGCGCCAAUUCAAUCGCCGUUCACACUCCCAGUCGCUACAGGUCCAAUUACGCAGACGGCAUCCAUAUCGCCACCGACUCAACCGCCGUUUACUCAGCCAGUCGCUACGGGUCCAAUUACGCAGACGGCAUCCAUAUCGCCACCGAUCCAACUGCCGUUUACUCAGCCAGUCGCUAUGGGUUCAAUCACACAGACGGCAUCUAUAUCGCCACCAACCCAACCGCCGUUUACUCAGCCAGUCGCUACGGGCUCAAUUACGCAGACGGCAUCCAUAGCGCCGACCCAGCCAUCGUUUAUGCAGCCAGUCACCACGGGUCCGAUUACGCAGACAGCACCUGUUCACUCCCACGAGCCAGUCCCAACUGCGCCGGUUGGGCUUAUGGCAACUCAACCGUCGUUCACGCAGCCAGUCGCAGCGGGCCUAAACACGCAGACGGGAGCGCCAACUCAGCCAUCGUUUAUGCAGCCAGUCACCACAGGUCCGAUUACGCAGACAGCACCUGUUCACUCCCACGAGCCAGUCCCAACUGCGCCGGUUGGGCUUAUGGCAACUCAACCGUCGUUCACGCAGCCAGUUGCAGCGGGCCUAAACACACAAACGGGAUCCAUAGCGCCAACUCCACCCUUACCUACGUCUGUGCUGCCUUUGCCCCAAUCCCAGCAGGCGGUCUCUAUUCCGCUGAUCCCCCCCGUUCCACCACAUGCGGCAAUACUGCCAGCCGAUCCGGAGUCGUCACCAGGGAAAGAGAAUGCACAUCCCACGACAAAGGAAAAGCAGACCGGGGCCGGCAAGGAGGAGCAACCCAACGCAACCCAGAAGGGAAAACGAACUCGGACAAGCAAGGAGGCGCGGGGGGAUGAGCCUCAAACGAAAAGACAAACGCGAGCGCGCAAGGAGGUAGAUGAAGGGCCGAUACAACAAGAGAAGCGAAUCAAGAAGCUGCCCCCCCACCUUGUCGCCAUUGGUUACGUCGCUCCAUCCAAGGGGAAGAAGCAGAAUAAGAAGAAAUGA
Molecule: messenger RNA, 2313 nt
Organism: Pleurotus ostreatus (oyster mushroom)
Lineage: Eukaryota; Fungi; Basidiomycota; Agaricomycetes; Agaricales; Pleurotaceae
Exons: 5
Coding region: 1-2313 (770 amino acids)
Source: RefSeq, a predicted model, not a curated record